AGGGGGCACCAAAUACCUCGCGCUCGCCUCAGGCCCGCUUGCCAGCAGCACAGCAGGCGAGCUGCAGACAGACUUGGCCCCCAGGGUAGGAAAAGAGAGGGAGUGGAGUGAGUCCCGCGCGGGGGCGAAGCACAGUCAUUGUCCAGUUGGCCAGGGUGGAGAUCGGCUGCAAGGUCCCGAAGAGAGAGACGGCGCACCAAACUGCAUCACACUUCCCCCGCAUCACACCGCCACACGCUGCCGGGACCACAAACAUGACUGCUGCAGCUGCGGAUGAGCUGCACGAGCGCUGCUUCCUGACGGCGCAGGCCAUGUCCAGCCUCAAGGUGUCCGAGCACUUCCAGGUGGUCAAGCUCCUGGGAGAGGGAUCCUACGGAAAGGUCAUGCUGGCCGUACACAGAAAGAGAGGAACCCCCAUGGCUCUGAAGUUCUUCCCACGUCAGUCUACCUCGCUCACCUCCUUCCUGAGGGAAUACAACCUCUCGCUUUACUACUGCACGCAUCCUUCCCUGACACGAGCACUGGGCAUCUUCUUUUCCACGCCGUCGCACUACGUGUUUGCCCAGCAGGCUGGCCUCUACGGCGACCUCUACAGCGUCAUCGUCUCAGAGGUUGGACUGGAAGAAGAAUGCGUGCAGAGGGUGAUGUCCCAGCUGAGCGGCGCCGUGACCCACCUCCACUCCCUGGGCUUUGUUCACCGGGACAUCAAACCUGAGAACAUUUUCCUGUGCGACAGCUCGUGUCGCUGGGUCAAACUGGGCGACUUCGGCCUGACCCGGCCCAUCGGCUCCAGCAUCUACGCCGUCUGGUAUGAGUCUCCCUUCUGCACCCCCGAGGUGGAGGCCGCCAAGGUGGGGGAGAAGGUGAAGGAGGGCGACGACACAGGAGAGGAGGAGGUGCCUAUUUGGAUGAUGGUGGAGCCGUCCAUCGACAGCUGGGCCCUGGGGGUCCUCACCUACUGCCUGCUGACCGGCUGCUUCCCUUGGGAGGAAAGCACCAACGACGACCCCGCCUACAGACGCUAUAAGGCGUGGUUUGAGCGCGAGGCCGGCGAACGCAGCGGGAGGGGCGAGCAGGAGGCGGACAUGGACAGGAUCAUGAAGGAGAACCACAGGAACAACCCUCCCCCCAAGCAGUUCCACGGCCUCAGCCCCCUCGUCAUGACGCUGCUGCGCGAGCUGCUCCACCCGGAGCCCCGGCGACGAGGGAGCCCCGAGGAGGUCCUGAGCUACCUGGGGGGGCCCUGGCUGAUGGAGACGGAACGGGAGGAGAGGAGAAGGGCGGAGGAGGCCGAGAGGGAGGCCAGGAAAGUAAGGGAGGCGGGGGGAGGAGUGGAGGAGGAGCUGCUGAGGGAAGGAAGGGGGGAGAGAUAAAUGUAAACGUCAACAUUAUAUACAUUAUAUAAUAUAUACAUUAUAUACAUUUUUCUUCUUUUUUUUAUUCAAACUAGUUAUUUUUCACAAUAUGCUCAAAUCCACCGAUGACACCUCGGUCACAACAUUAGGUACACCUGCACAAUCUAAUGAGACCCAAUACCACAGCGCUAUCAUUUAGCAAUACCAGAACACCCUAUAUCAUUUAUUGAUGUGGUAUUCUUAGAUUGUGCUAAAUAAAAAUGUCCAAAUAUGUCCAAAUAUAUUUACAGUAGAAUCAAAGGAAUGCUCGAGCAUGAAGUAUGAUGACAUGACAUGGGUGUGCCUAAUGUUGUGGGUGUAAAUGGAAGGUGUUAAAAAGAAGUGUCACUUCUGUUGUUGUAUAGAUUCCAGUGUGUAAAUAUGUACGUGUGUUUUAAUAAACACAGCAUCAUAAACACAACAAUGGCCACCGAUUGUACCUUCCACCUGCGCAUAGAUUUCAUCCUGCACGUCAAGUUAGAAAAGGACAGAUUAUUUCAUCUAACCUUCAAUUUUCAAAAAAAUGCGUACCGUAUUUUAUUAUUUACUUUAUUCUGUCUUAUACUUCAUUAAAAUACAUUUAUACUUUUUACUAAUUAGUCAUUGCUGUUCCACUCCAGUCCUCUGGGUGGCAAUAUGCAAAACCAAGAGGUUGGACUCUUUUAUAGGAUAAAUAAAACACAUCUGUGGAAGGAGCAGUAGUGAUUAUUUGUAUGUAUUUUUACGGGUGUUAUUUUAUGUCUAGAGGGCUCUAAUAAUGUUAACAAGCCUAUUUAGAAGGUGGUAAACUGGUUUUCUUUGUCUUAUACGUCUUAUUUUCUGUUCUUAUGUCUACUAUGUUGGGUAAUAGGAGGGUAAAGGUGACUAUAGGGGUGUUAUUUCAUGUCUAGAGGACUCUAUCCAUUCGUCCAUUUUCUUCCGCUUAUCCGGGUGCGGGUCACGGGAGCAGCCGUCUCAGCAGGGAAGUCCAGACUUCCCAGUCCCCAGCCACCUCUUCCAGUUCCACCGGGAGGACACCAAGGCGUUCCCACGCCAGCUGUGAGACAUAAUCCCUCCAGCGUGUCCUAGGCCUUCUCCUGGCUGGGCAUGCCCAGAACACCUCACCAGGGAGGAGUCCGAGAGGCGCCUUCCUGAUGCCUAAGCCAACUCAACUGUCUCCUCUCGAUGUGAAGGAGCAGCGGCUCUACUCGAUCGCAUUACUGCAGAUGCUGUGCCAAUCUGCCUGUUGACCUCGAGGACUGAAUGGCACGUAGUAGCGCACCACCAAUCCCGCACUCCCGGUGCACCCCCCACAGGACACCAAGAGGGACACGGUCAAAUGGCUUUUCCAAGUCCACAAAGCACAUGUAGACCGGUUUGGUAAAAUCCCAAGUACCGUCCAGUACCUUUGC
Dunckerocampus dactyliophorus (ringed pipefish) is the source of this 2785-nucleotide messenger RNA. RefSeq names its product SH3 domain binding kinase family, member 3 (gene sbk3). NCBI's taxonomy places the organism in Eukaryota, Metazoa, Chordata, Actinopteri, Syngnathiformes, Syngnathidae. The transcript is spliced from 4 exons. Gene Ontology annotation, biological process: peptidyl-threonine phosphorylation; peptidyl-serine phosphorylation. The record is from RefSeq and is a predicted model, not a curated record. Bases 255 to 1373 code for a protein of 372 amino acids. Gene Ontology annotation, molecular function: protein serine/threonine kinase activity; ATP binding.